UUACAGGCGUGAGCCACUGCGCCUGGCCUCACAGGCAUUUAUACAUUUUCAAAUAUCCCUCCUUGUUCUGCUCCCCUGGGUGUGUUUCCAGCUCUGAUGAACCUCAGCUUCUCCACAGUGCUAUGCUUUCCACCCUCAAAAGACUGGAGGAUAGCUUGCCCUGGACUUCCUUCCCCAGUCAAGAGUUAAAAUAGCUCCUUCCAUCAUUUCAAGGAACUGUGCUAGGCCACCACAUGCUGAAUAGGCUCUCACUAGUCUUUGUCAUCCACCUUCUCAGAUCGAUGAUAGUGGCUGAAUAAAUAUUGCAAGGAAUAGCAGCUGAGCUGUCACCUGUUGACACCUGAGGACAGGAGACUGUGGUAGUGCCAUGCUGUUGGCUUGUGCAGGUGGAUGAACCGGGGAAUGAUGCUAAGGUCAAAGGGGGGUUUUUGAUCCAGAGGAUCAAAUUCAGGUUGAACAGCAUGAAGAUAGGGACUGAGAUGAAGGAGGAGUAUUUGCAUCAAGACUGAGGGAUGGCCGGGCAUGGUUGUCUCAUGCAUGUCAUCCUAGCACUUUGGGAGGCUGAGGUGGGAGGAUCACUUGAGCUCAAGAGUUCGAGACCACCCUGGGCAAUAUACUGAGACCCAGUCUCGAAAAGUUGGGAGGAUGACAAAUCGAGGUUGCACUGAGCAAGCCGUCUUAACUUUUGGCUAAGGCAUCAUUUCCAUGCGUUGGGACUUAAUUGGUUUUCCCUCGUCUCCAAAGUUCAGAUCUUUUCCUGCUGAUCCUUUGAUUCCAGAUGUGCAGAGGGGAGUCUGAACAAGAGCCAGAACUGGAACUCACAUGGACGUUGACAGAGACCAGGCCUUCAGCCCUGGUGGAACUUGGCCUGAAUAGAGAACUGCUGUGAAGACGAGGCUGGGAGAUGGAUGGGGGCAGUGGGACUCCGUGGCACACUGGCAAUCCCUGGUCACCGCUUCUCAGAACCCACCAAAGAUGGCCUGAGCAUUGGAGUAAAAUACUCCUUUUUGAGGAGGUGGUGUCCAAGCAGACACCUGAAAGAUGGGAAGCAGCAGCCCAGCUUGGGGAAAGGACAAUUCAGGUGAUCAUCCCGCUGGGCAAAACACCUGCAAGAUGCAGCGACCAACCCCGGAUUCAGAACAACUUCAACAGUUUUCGUAGAGACGAGGUUUCACCACGAUGUCUAAGGCUGGUUUCAAACUCCUGGGCCCAAGCAAUCUGCCCACCUUGGCCUCCCAAAAUGCUGAGAUUACAGGUGUCAGCCACCAUGCCCAGCCCUAUCUCUCCUGCAGCUACUGUGGAUGAAAAGCAAGCCAUGUUUGUGAGAACCGUGACUCUUGGGAGAUAGAAACAAACAAAACCAGAGAGAGAGAGAAGAAACAGUGUGGUUUUCCCUCUUUGAAGCCACACUAAAGAGAAAGAAUAAGCCUUGAAAUCCUCAGUGUCAACUAAAUGCCAGCUCGUCCCAAGCCUGCCUGUCCCCAGCAUGGAGGCGGGACAGUGGAAGAGUGGCUGAGGCUGGAGUUUGGAGUUUGACCCGCUUGGAGGCUCUCUCAGCAGCAGGCAUAUAGAAGGAAGGUCACUGCUGUCUCUGGAAGCUCUUGGCUGCAAAGGGAGAGGAUCCCGGGUGUCUCCCUCCUUACAGCCAUCGCCACCUCCUAGUGCCUUAGAAGCCACCGACAGCCCCCAGGGCAGGUGAGCCCUGCAUCUGAAAUAAGGAUCCUGAGGUCUCGUUCAGGACCAUGGAGAGCGGCACCAGCAGCCCUCAGCCUCCACAGUCAGAUCUCCUGGAUGUGUUUCCCCAGAAGGGCUUGGAGCCUGGGGACAUCGUGGUGCUGGUUCUGUACUUCCUCUUUGUCCUGGCUGUUGGACUAUGGUCCACAGUGAAGACCAAAAGAGACACGGUGAAAGGUUACUUCCUGGCUGGAGGAGACAUGGUGUGGUGGCCAGUGGGUGCAUCCUUGUUUGCCAGCAAUGUUGGAAGUGGACAUUUCAUUGGCCUGGCAGGGUCAGGUGCUGCUACGGGCCUUUCUGUAUCAGCUUAUGAGCUUAAUGGCUUGUUUUCUGUGCUGAUGUUGGCCUGGAUCUUCCUCCCUAUCUACAUUGCUGGUCAGGUCACCACGAUGCCAGAAUACCUACGGAAGCGCUUCGGUGGUAUCAGAAUUCCCAUCAUCCUGGCUGUACUCUACCUGUUUAUCUACAUCUUCACCAAGAUCUCGGUAGACAUGUAUGCAGGUGCCAUCUUCAUCCAGCAGUCUUUGCACCUGGAUCUGUACCUGGCCAUAGUUGGGCUGCUGGCCAUCACUGCUGUAUACACAGUUGCUGGUGGCCUGGCUGCUGUGAUCUACACGGAUGCACUGCAGACACUGAUCAUGCUUAUAGGAGCGCUCACCUUGAUGGGCUACAGUUUCGCCGCAGUUGGUGGGAUGGAAGGCCUGAAGGAGAAGUACUUCUUGGCCCUGGCCAGCAACCGGAGCGAGAACAGCAGCUGCGGGCUGCCCCGGGAAGAUGCCUUCCAUAUUUUCCGAGAUCCACUGACAUCUGAUCUCCCGUGGCCAGGGGUCCUGUUUGGAAUGUCCAUCCCAUCCCUCUGGUACUGGUGCACGGAUCAGGUGAUUGUCCAGCGGACUCUGGCUGCCAAGAACCUGUCCCAUGCCAAAGGAGGUGCUCUGAUGGCUGCGUACCUGAAGGUGCUGCCCCUCUUCAUAAUGGUGUUCCCUGGGAUGGUUAGCCGCAUCCUCUUCCCAGAUCAAGUGGCUUGUGCAGAUCCAGAGAUCUGCCGGAAGAUCUGCAGCAACCCCUCAGGCUGUUCUGACAUCGCGUAUCCCAAACUCGUGCUGGAACUCCUGCCUACAGGGCUCCGUGGGCUGAUGAUGGCUGUGAUGGUGGCGGCUCUCAUGUCCUCCCUCACCUCCAUCUUUAACAGUGCCAGCACCAUCUUCACCAUGGACCUCUGGAAUCACCUCCGGCCUCGGGCAUCUGAGAAGGAGCUCAUGAUUGUAGGCAGGGUGUUUGUCCUGCUGCUGGUCCUGGUCUCCAUCCUAUGGAUCCCUGUGAUCCAGGCCAGCCAGGGUGGUCAGCUCUUCAUCUACAUCCAGUCCAUCAGCUCCUACCUGCAGCCGCCCGUGGCGGUGGUCUUCAUCAUGGGAUGUUUCUGGAAGAGGACCAAUGAAAAGGGUGCCUUCUGGGGCCUGAUCUCGGGCCUGCUCCUGGGCUUGGUUAGGCUGGUCCUGGACUUUAUUUACGUGGAGCCUCGGUGCGACCAGCCAGAUGAGCGCCCGGUCCUGGUGAAGAGCAUCCACUACCUCUACUUCUCCAUGAUCCUGUCCACGGUCACCCUCAUCACUGUCUCCACCGUAAGCUGGUUCACAGAGCCGCCCUCCAAGGAGAUGGUCAGCCACCUGACCUGGUUUACUCGUCAUGACCCUGUGGUUCAGAAGGAACAAGCACCACCAGCAGCUCCCUUGUCUCUUGCCCUCUCUCAGAAUGGGAUGCCAGAGGCCAGCAGCAGCAGCAGAGUCCAGUUCGAGAUGGUCCAAGAAAACAUGUCUAAAACCCACAGCUGUGACAUGACCCCGAAGCAGUCCAAAGUGGUGAAGGCCAUCCUGUGGCUCUGUGGAAUACAGGACAAGGGCAAGGAAGAGCUCCCGGCCAGACCAGAACCCGUCAUAGUUUCCCUGGAAGAAAACCCCUUGGUGAAGACCCUCCUGGACGUCAACCUUAUUUUCUGCGUGCCAACAGCAUCUCCUUGACAAGCGCCUAUGUCCCUGCUUCCUCCAGAGGACAAGUUCAGACAUCAUGAUGGGAGCAUCUCCGAGGCUCCAUGGAGACACCUGACCGUGGACAGCCAGGUUCCUGGAGAAGGUGCUCAACAUGGAGCAUCGGCCUACACAGAGGCUUCACUUUCUCUGCAGGGUUUGUUCUGUGGCUAACGGAGGGUACAGAAAAUUAACAACACACGGGUGGCACAGGGGAAGAGUGAGCCCUAAGCCGAUGAACAUUCAAGAUAUGGGGGCAAAUGGGCUUACAGGAGCAUAUUUUCAAGGUAAUUAAUGUAGGGAGUACUUUGAGGGCACAGGAAACUGAGUAAAGAUGAAAAUGUGGGCUGCGCAUGGUGGCUCACACCUGUAAUCCCAGCACUUUCGGAGGCUAAAGUGGGAGGACUGCUUGAGGCCAGAACUGAAGACCAGCCUGGGCAACACAGCAAGAUCCCUGUCUCUAGAAAAAAAUUAUUUAACAAUUAGUUGGGUGUAUUGCCAUGCACCUGUACUCUCGGCUACUCGGGAAGCUGAGUUGGGAGGAUGGUUUGAGCCCAGGAGUUUGGAGGCUGCGGUGAGUUAUGACUGUGCCACUGCACUCCAGCCUGGGCCACGGAGUGAGAUCUGUUUCAAAAAAACAAGGGAAAUGUGAUUGCCCUUUUUAAACCAGGCUUAAGUCAGUUCGUAGUGGAAAGAGGUCCAGUGUCUUCUAAGCAGGGACUUAGACACUGACACACCUAGCAAACUUGAUCAAUAGAAGGCUCAGGGCAGCCAACUCUGGCAGCGUGUCCUGCUCUGUUCCUGAGAGAAAACGGUCUUAUCUGGGUCACAGGAAAGGAAGGCGCUAUCAUGAGACCAGCUGUCCAGAGCCUCAGCCUCACUUUGCUCCAAUUCCCCAUCAGCUCUCCCCUAGUAUUUCAAUCCUGGCAGAGACGGGAUAAUUUUCACGCCUUGGAUAGGGCAUGAAAGCACCAGCCAUUGGAAGAGGGGCUCUCCAUAGCAAUUUACAGCUGCUGACGAAUGCACCGACCCAGUGCGGCUGAGCUCCUGUGAGCUGCCCCGGGAGUCUGAGUAUCUCUAGAUGGAAAGAAAGAGAUGCCAGUACUGGGAGGACCAAGGGUGCAGCCUUGACCAGAACCUGCACUGAGGGAUGGCCAGUCUAGGAGGUCUCUGGGGCACCUGGUGGCCUUUUUCACUGCUGUGACCUUGCUCUCUGUUUCUUCAAAUUCCUACAGCUACAAUUAGACCCUCUCCCUCAACAUGUCCCAGCCACAAUUCUAUCUGGAGUGGCAACACAUACAAACUCAUGCACACACACACGCACGCCACAAUUUGUCUCCAAGAAUCAUGAAGUUUUCAUAUAAACCACAGAAUAUAUUUAAUUCAAAUUAAACAUGAAACUAGAAUAAUGUUCGGUCCUUAUCAAGUAGCAAUUACAUUGUUUAAAAAAAAAAAAAAA
Messenger RNA from Rhinopithecus roxellana (golden snub-nosed monkey), 5217 nucleotides. RefSeq names its product solute carrier family 5 member 11 (gene SLC5A11). Gene Ontology annotation, molecular function: D-glucose:sodium symporter activity. The record is from RefSeq and is a predicted model, not a curated record. The transcript is spliced from 22 exons. Gene Ontology annotation, biological process: transmembrane transport. Bases 1743 to 3752 code for a protein of 669 amino acids. NCBI's taxonomy places the organism in Eukaryota, Metazoa, Chordata, Mammalia, Primates, Cercopithecidae. Gene Ontology annotation, cellular component: plasma membrane.